AUGGCUUCUCUUCAUGACACUCCAACAUCUUCAGCUCCCAUACCCCACUUCUUCAAGAUCAUUCUAGAUGACACUGCUAAAAACAUCAGAAUUAAAAUUCCAAUGAAGUUUGUGAUGAAAUAUGGAGAACAUUUAUCAAGUCCAGUACAUCUUAAACUUCCAAAUGGUGCAGAAUGGGAAUUAGAACUCAGAAGAUGCAAUAAUGGUGGGGUUUGGUUUGACAAGGGUUGGCCGGAGUUCUCCAAAACAUCUACUGAGGUUGAAUAUGCCAUGACAAAGCCCGAAAUGGAAGAAACUGAUUAUGAAGAAGAAGAUGAUAACUCUGUAGAAAUCUUGGAUGAAUGCAACAUCAACUUUAGACCAACAAAGACUCAAACUUCACUGAGAAACAAAGCCUCAGAUUGCUCAAGAUCAGAAAUGAAAAGGGAAAAAUCUCCAUUAGCACCAUCAGAGGUCAAAGAUGGUGUUGGGAGCAUGCAUGCAUCAACUACAAGUGGAAAAGCUAUAGCUCUUCAGAGAGCUAUUGCUUUUGAAUCUGUAUGCCCUUCUUUUACUGUUGUCAUGCAGCCAUCGUACAUCUCAUGCGGUUCUUUGACUGUGCCAGCAGGGUUUGCCAAGAGACAUCUUAUGAAGCAGCCUGCUAAUGCCAUCCUUAAGGUUUCGGACGGAGGAACUUGGUCUGUUAAGUUGUCAUAUCCAAAACUGAAAGUCCGAUUCCUGCAAGGUUGGAGGGUAUUUGUAAGGGACAACAAUUUGAAACUCGGGGAUGUUUGUGUCUUUAUCUUGAUUAAGGACAUUAAACUCUCAUUUGAAGUUGUCUUUUUCCGAGCUACUGAAGCUGCGAAUUGCUCCUUGCCUCCAGGCCAUGCCAGAGGAGCAAUGAAAAACAAGGCUACACAUUGGUCUAAAUCAGAAAUCAAAAGAGAAGAUGAUCUGCCCACAAAGAAAGAUUUUGGAGGCUCAUCUAGCAGUCAAACAUUCCUAAAACGAACACCUGAUGUUCUUGGGAGGAUGCAUCCAUUGACUAAAAGUGAAAAAGCUCUGGCUCUUCAGAGAGCUAAUGCUUUCAAAUCCGAAAAUCCUUAUUGCUUGGUUGCCAUUCAACCGGCUUAUAUCCUUCAACAGUACAUGCAUUUCCCACAUCCGUUUGCAAGGCAACAUCUCAUCAAGAAGUCUGCUGGUAACAUAAUCCUUAAGAUUUUAGAUGGAAGAACUUGGCCUGUUGAAUUCAAAUAUGAAAAUUCAACGGCUCGAUUCCAGAAUGUUGUCUUUUACCGCACCAACGAAGCUGAAGAUUGCCCCUUGUCACCAGGCCUUGGCGGAGGAGCAAUUGAUCAAGUUGAGAAAAGGGAAAGCCCCAUAAAUCAAGUUGAAACUGGUCGCACCACAAUUUGUGAAAAUGGCAGGUACAAAGGGUUGAAGACUGAUGGGCAGAUUACGCAAAGGCCUUUAAAUUCAUCAUCAAGGGCUCUUGGAGCUGCCAACAGGUUCAUCCCAAAGAAUCCAUCCUUUACAGCCACUGUAGGGUCAACAUAUCAGCUAUUGCAUGUACCAGUUAGGUUUGCCCGGAGUUUCAUCAAAGGGAGGAAGCAAACCGUGACUCUUCAGGUUGGAGAGAGAUCAUGGCCUGCGAAUUUGAUUGGUUGGUCUAAAGAAUCACCAGCUAAACUUUCUGGUGGAUGGACUGCAUUUGCGACGGAAAAUUGUUUGAGGGGAGGAGAUGUUUGUACGUUUGAGCUCAUCGAGAGAAACAACAUUGUACUGAAAGUUCACAUUUUCAGACAUUGA
Messenger RNA from Prunus armeniaca (apricot), 1788 nucleotides. The record is from the annotation of a GenBank genome assembly. Lineage: Eukaryota; Viridiplantae; Streptophyta; Magnoliopsida; Rosales; Rosaceae.